GUCAUCCAGGAUGAGGUCUUGCUUCAGGACGUCUACCAGGCGGAGCGGCCGAACCAGCUAAGUUACACCAGUAUCGUGGUCCACAAAAACGCGAAGACCGAGAUCCACACGGAUAGGGGGAACGUAGGGCUUAGCGAGAUCUGCUGUUGUGGGGAUUACGAGGGCGGCGGUUU
Messenger RNA from Amoebophrya sp. A120, 173 nucleotides. The record is from the annotation of a GenBank genome assembly. Lineage: Eukaryota; Dinophyceae; Syndiniales; Amoebophryaceae.